Molecule: messenger RNA, 2568 nt
Organism: Paramisgurnus dabryanus
Lineage: Eukaryota; Metazoa; Chordata; Actinopteri; Cypriniformes; Cobitidae
Gene: purba
Product: purine-rich element binding protein Ba
Biological process (GO): regulation of transcription by RNA polymerase II
Cellular component (GO): nucleus
Molecular function (GO): purine-rich negative regulatory element binding; DNA-binding transcription factor activity, RNA polymerase II-specific; RNA polymerase II transcription regulatory region sequence-specific DNA binding
Source: RefSeq, a predicted model, not a curated record
CGCAGCUCUGGGUGAUGGUGAAGAUGGCGGAUGGGGAUAGUGGGAGUGAGCGCGGUGGCAGCAGCGGAGGAGUGGUUGGAGGUAGCGGGUUUCAGCCUUUCCAGAGGGAUCAAGAGACCCAUGAGCUGGCGUCCAAGCGUCUCGACAUCCAAAACAAACGCUUCUACUUGGACGUGAAGCAAAACUCGAAGGGCAGGUUCAUCAAGAUCGCUGAGGUCGGCGCAGGGGGCUCCAAAAGUCGCCUGACACUUUCCAUGUCAGUUGCUGCGGAGUUUCGGGACUACCUGGGGGAUUUUAUUGAGCACUACGCCCAGCUCGGGCCCAGCACCCCGGAGCAAAUCGCGCAGUCGUCGGGUGGAGAGGACGGUGGGCCUAGACGGGCUCUGAAGAGCGAGUUCCUCGUGAGGGAAAACCGCAAAUACUACCUCGAUUUGAAGGAGAACCAGCGGGGUCGAUUCCUUCGGAUCCGUCAGACCGUCAACCGCGGGCCUGGUGGUUUUGGCGGCGCGGGAGGCGUGCCCGGGGGUGGCAUGCAAUCCGGGCAAACCAUUGCCCUUCCUGCUCAGGGUCUCAUCGAGUUCCGCGACGCUUUGGCCAAGUUGAUCGAUGACUACGGCGGAGACGAUGAGGAGCUGGUCGGGGGCGGUUGCGCCGGGGGUUACGGCGAGCUUCCCGAGGGCACGUCGAUCCAGGUGGACUCUAAGCGGUUCUUCUUCGACGUUGGCUCCAACAAGUACGGGGUGUUUCUGCGGGUGAGCGAGGUGAAGCCCAGUUACAGAAACUCUAUCACGAUACCCUUCAAAGCGUGGAGCAAGUUCGGCGGAGCUUUUUGCCGUUACGCCGAGGAGAUGAAAGAGAUCCAGGAUCGGCACAGAGAUAAGGUGUAUGAAAGAAGAGGGGGAGAGGAGUCGGAGGGGGACGACAUUGACGACGACUGAUGACCCGGACGGGUGUUCCGUUGCCUGGGCAACCCCGACAUGUGAGAAGCGUGCGAGAGAUAGAGAGAGGAAAGAUUUACCUGCAUGAAACGAACUUUAUUGCUCAAACUAUGGCCAAUAAAGAUGUUUGACUGAGAAACACUGUCAUGUAUAUGUAACAGAAUCCCGUUUAAAAAAGUUUAAAUGAUGUUUGGCUAGAUAAAUGGAUAUUGGAUGCUCUAGGUCUUUUAAAGUUUCACUGUUACAAGUAAAUAAUCCUCUCCGAUUUAAGUAUAAUAAGAGACUGUUCACAGAUGAGUCACCCGGGACAUUUAGGGUUAGUGUUUCAUAAUAAUAUGAUGAUAGAUAACUACUAUAGGUGUUUUUGAUGUUUAUGAAGGAGAGCCAACCAGCAUCAUCUGAAUGAUCUAGGCUAGAGAGAAUCUCAUAGUUCGCUCAUUCAGGAAGUGUUCUCUGAAAAAAAUCUAUAUAUUUGUGUGUGUAUGUAGAUAUAACAAAGUUUAAAAAGCUUAAAAUUUGCAGGUUGUAGGAGUUAAACUUGUGGACACAGAAUACAGUUCAAGCAACAAUGUAAACGCAGUCAAAAUGGUGCUAUGAAACAGUACUCCACCACUCAAGUAUUGAGGUUCAUGUGGGGUGUGACUUUUAUUUUGUUUUCCUCCGGUUUCUUGCCAGGAUUGAGCAAAUCACUCUGAUUGAACAUAGGGAUGAAUGUACGCAAUAAGUUGCUGUGGUUGAAAAGUAGAUUGGGCGAGCACAAAUUAAGCUGAAACUUUGCUCAUAUAUUGGUAAAUUUACCAUUUAAUACUGGGUUUGAUGCAAGAUUGUUUAACUGUACAUCCACGUUAGAUCCCUAGGUUCAUAUCUGAUAGUCAAAUUGAGAGAUUUCAAAUUGAGCAUGUGGAGUGCUUUGAUGACUUAACUGGGAAGAAGAUAAAAUUUAAAACAAUACCCAGGUGGGUUUAAAUAGAUUUAUUUUUAAAAACAAUAUACAGAAAUAUAUAUAUAUACAGAAAUAUAUUUAUAUAGACAUAGAAUCAAUUAUAAAUGCUUCCUGAACAGGCUAUUUAAACGAAUAAAACUCGGAUGCAAUUACAUAGGAAAAUGUUUCUUACUGAUUUUCCAUAGAUUUCCUAUAGUACUUGUGGUUAGAAGAGAAUAGAGAAAUAACAAAAUUAUUAAAUAUACAAAAUGAACUCAAUGAACUCAGUUUCUAACCAGCCCAAAUGGCAUCAUAACACUUUUUCUUUUUCAGUAGUCUCCCUAUUUUGUUUUAGGUGUUACAUUUCUGACCUCCUUCAACAGUCUUAGAUCUCUCAAAAUGUGUGUUCCCGUUUGCAACACCCUGUGUUUGUUAUAUUGUUGUGAGAGGGUUAUUAUACAUUUUUUAUUUGACAAGGAGUGAUUUCAGAUUCUGGAUGAUUUAUUUUCAGGCCUUCUUAACCAGAUGAAUUAGCCAUACACACCACUUCGGAGCCAUAGUGAGGUUUUUUAAUAUCCGUAUGAGUUUGAUCUCAUUCUUGUCUGUACUGUGUUAUGUGAAUAAGGCAGCUGUUCAGUCAAGUGUGUUCUGCUGUAAUUCUCCACAAACUCCCUUUGAACAAUAAAUAUAAUUUCUUUGCUGAGAAAA